Messenger RNA from Oreochromis aureus, 1912 nucleotides. RefSeq names its product sarcoglycan, alpha (gene sgca). Lineage: Eukaryota; Metazoa; Chordata; Actinopteri; Cichliformes; Cichlidae. The record is from RefSeq and is a predicted model, not a curated record. Bases 264 to 1457 code for a protein of 397 amino acids. Gene Ontology annotation, cellular component: membrane; sarcoglycan complex. Gene Ontology annotation, molecular function: calcium ion binding. The transcript is spliced from 11 exons.
UCAUUAGGUAGCAAUAUAAGGCAAAUAUAAACUAUUAAAGGCAAAUGGAUACAUGUGCAAAUGUACGGUGCACAAAUUGAAAACUUAUAUGACUGUAUAUCAACAAAAAGAACAUAAAUAUCUCUUGACUGAGUGCUGUUCACAGACUCACAGACACCCUUCCGGAUGUUAUUAGGUAAGUGAGACAAAAAUAGUUUUGACAUGUCCUUUGCAGUGACCAAGCCCCUCUCCACUUGGUUCUGUCAAUCAAAACCCAAAACAAGAUGGCAGGCUGUGGGAGCUGGGUCUUCUUUUUAACAGUGUGUUCUGCCAGUUUGUUUGGGGCCAGUGCUGACAUCAAAGUUACCAUUCCUGUGGGGAGGUUUUUUACACAUGAACUGUUGAGAGAGACUUUCCAGAACGACUUUGAACCUUUGGGCAAAGUCUACGGCAUAUUGUACAACGACCCCAUAAUUUUUAAGUGCAACAAACAGAAUUUCCCAGACCUCCCAGAGUGGUUGCGCUUCACCCAAAGGAACCCCUUUGACAAUGGCUUCUUGUAUGGCACACCAAUGUCUCCAGGAAAAAGUAUAAUUGAGAUUUAUGCCACCAACCAGCGGAGCUACGACACAGUCAGACACCUUCUCAUAAUCAAAGUCGUUCCAGAGAAGAUUCUGCCCUAUCAAGUCGAAGUCUUCAUCAAACUGAGAGAGAUUGAAAAAGUGCUGCCCUCUACUGUUCAGGAUGAGAUAAAGCAGGAUUUGCAGAAGCUGUGGGACAGAAACCCCUUGGAAAUGAUCAACAUCACCAACGCCCUCGACCGUGGUGGCAGAGUUCCACUCCCUCUUGCAGGGCACUUUGAAGGUGUGUAUGUGAAGGUAGGGUCAAAGGAGUAUUUCUCCGAAUGUCUCCUGAGGGUGUUGACACUGGAGAACAAAAACCAGUGCAAGGAAGAGGCCAAAAUCAAAGUCCCUGGAGAAUGCCACUUCUGCAUAAAUCCCAGCAACUGUAUCACCUGGUGCAAGACGGAGCUGUUUGAUCUGACAAAGAUGAAGCCGAAGCCACCUGCUCCCACGAUGGGUUCAGGGAUUUUGGAGGCUGGAGAGGACUUCAGACCUCUGGAGUCUCCCCCAAGCAGAGACUAUUUCCCAGACUACAUUGUGACAGUGAUUGUGCCCCUGAUCCUCGCCAUCAUCCUGUUUCUGCUGCUGGCUUACAUCAUGUUUGGCAGACGGGAAGGAGUUGCCAAACGGAAUGCAAGAUCAAACCAAAUUCAGCUGUACCACCACUACACCAUCCAUGAGAACACUGACGAGCUGAGGACCAUGGCUGGAAGCAGAGGCGUGCCUCCACCCCUCUCCACACUGCCCAUGUUUAACAGCCGGACUGGAGACAGGGCCUCCCCGCUGCAGUCUGACAGCAUCCCACUCAUCAUGGCCCAACAAGAUCCGUACAGUGACACACUACCCAGGAAGUGAGAGCAGCGAUGGAUAAGAUAUAACACAUGGAGUAUUAUUGAUAACCUCUCUGAGACACAGUUUGUGGUUAUGUAUUUGCAUUUGGAUAUGAUAAUUUCUUCCUGUUUGGGUUCCAUUAAAGUAAAUGAAUAGUAUACUAAUAGCUCAGAUGUUGUGUAUAUCAAGUUAAUUAUUGUCACACGUUGUAAACGAAUACAUAGGUCCUUUUAUAAACACUGAAGCAUGUUUUGUGGAUGGAAAUAUUUCUUUGGUUCAUAUGUUCUGUGAAAAUAUUUUGUUUAUAUUUAUUAAUUUCUUAAAGGGUAUGUGAUGGGAGACUAAUUCUACAGCCUGUGUGAUGUGUGUAGCAUAUUGAUUUACUAGAAGGACAAACUUUGGAAGAAAUCCAUUUGAUUUGAUUAACCCAGGCUGCUAAAAAUUUAUAUUAUAUGAAUGAUUCCAGCAAAAUGUUCUUA